Molecule: messenger RNA, 945 nt
Organism: Tinamus guttatus (white-throated tinamou)
Lineage: Eukaryota; Metazoa; Chordata; Aves; Tinamiformes; Tinamidae
Source: RefSeq, a predicted model, not a curated record
AUGGCGACCGCGGCCACCGAGAGGCUCAGCCGCCUCAUCUUCAACGUGCGCCACGUCCCCCAGCUGCUGUUCCCGCCGUCCCCGUCCACCCAGCACAACGAGGCCAUCAACGUGUGGACCCACCUGGAGACAGCCCUGAUCCUGCUGCUGCGCUUCCAGCAGCUCUCGCAGCGCGUGGAUUUCGCGCAGGACCCUCACGCGCAGCCCCUGCUCAUCAUCAUCGCCGCGUCCAUCACGUACCUGACGUUCAGCACCCUGGCUCACCUGCUGCAGGCCAAGUCGGAGUUCUGGCACUACAGCUUCUUCUUCAUGGACUACGUGGGGGUUGCCAUCUACCAGUACGGCAGCGCCCUCGUGCACUACUACUACACCAUCGAGCCCAGCUGGCACGAGCGCGUCCGCCCGUUCUACGUGCCCGCGGCCGUGCUGCUGGCCUGGCUGUCCUGCGCCGGCUCCUGCUACGCCAAAUACCGCUACCACGAGGCCACGCAGCUGCUGGGCCGCCUGUGCCAGGAGGCGCCCUCGGGCCUGGCCUACGCGCUCGACAUCAGCCCCGUCAUCCACCGCAUCUACAGCACCCGCUCGGCCGCGCGCGACGACCCGGCCCUCCUGUAUCACAAGUGCCAGGUGCUGUUUUUCCUCAUCGGCGCCUUUUUCUUCUCGCACCCUUACCCGGAGAAGUGGUUCCCGGGGAAAUGUCACUUUUUUGGGCAAGGCCACCAGAUUUUCCACGUGUUCCUGGUCCUCUGCACGCUGGCGCAGAUUGAGGCCGUGGUGCUGGAUUAUGAGUCCAGGCGGCAAAUCUACUCCGAGCUCCACGGGGACUCAGCUCACAACUUUUCUGCCCUCUGCCUUUUCACCGUAACCUGCUCCGUUCUCACAGCCGCUUACAUGGCCAGGAAGGUGAAGCACAAGCUGAGCUUCAAAGAGGAGUAACAGCCGCGA